Molecule: messenger RNA, 531 nt
Organism: Hermetia illucens (black soldier fly)
Lineage: Eukaryota; Metazoa; Arthropoda; Insecta; Diptera; Stratiomyidae
Source: the annotation of a RefSeq genome assembly
AUUACUCAAAUUAUUUUAUACCAAAUAGCUAUCAUUUCAAGAAUAAUUUUUAUACAAAUAAAACACCCCCUAGCUAUAGGAUUAAUAUUACUUAUUCAGUCAUUCUUUACGUGCUUAAUUACUGGUCUUAUAUUUAACUCAUUUUGAUACUCAUAUAUUUUAUUCUUAGUUUUUUUAGGAGGAUUAUUAAUUCUGUUUAUUUAUGUAACCUCUUUAGCGUCAAAUGAAAUAUUCACUUUUUCUAUAAAAAUUUCUAUAUUCGUCGUAACUAGUAUUUCAUUUAUUGUUUUUAUUAUACUACUUACUGACAACAACCUAGUUUCUUCUAUUUUCCCUAUAGACAACUUAUUUAAAUUUAAUACUCCCAUUAAUUUCACACCUACCAACAGACUGUCACUAAUAAACCUUUAUAAUUUCCCCACAAACAUAAUUACUAUUUUAUUAAUAAAUUAUUUACUACUUACCCUAAUUGCAGUAGUAAAAAUUACUAAUAUUUUUCACGGACCCCUACGUCCCAUAUUCUCUAACUAA